CUUUGUUGUGUCUGCUAAUUGUUUUGAGCUUUCCAUGUAAGGAGGUGAUGCUCUUCUGUUGUUUUAUUUUAUUUUACUGCUUUUUGAAAAAAAAUCUUGAAACAAAAUUGAGAAUUGAGUAAAGAAACCCAAUUAUGUAGAUUUAGUUGAAAUUAAGCAUUAGAAAAAAGGUAGUUGAUUUAAAUCAGGGUGAUUAAAUUUUCCAUAGUAAUUAAGUAUUUUGAAGGAAAACAAGGUAAAAUAAUUAAAUAAUUCCCUUCAAUAUCAUUUUUGUUGGCAAGCUUAUUCUCACAGAGUUCUCACCGAAGUCAAUGGAGCACUGAAAAGAUCAAGCAGUUGCCUGGCACUGUAAACAUUGCAGUUUGGAUCUUAAUGCGUGACCUUUGGUGAUAUUUUGUGUUGUGAUUUUUUUUUUUUUUUUUUUUUUUUUUUUAAAGAUACUGAUUAUUUUUCUUUUGGCUGAAUUCAAUUUUUUUUUUCUUGUAGACAUGUGAUAAAUGCAUUUUGCCACUUCAGAUUAAUCUAAUCUAAAAUAUUUAACACAGUGAUAAUUACUGUUUGAAUAUAAAUGCUUACGUCCUGAUUUAAUAAAAAAAAAUCAAUUUUCGGUUCUUCUUACUGUGGAAAAUAUUACUCUGUGUGCCAUAAAAAGGCUUUCUUACAUAUACUGGUACUCCUUUUUGGUUUUAGAUAUGUCUUUAAAAAUGCAGUGAUCUGUACAGAAUGCUUCCAUCGUAAAAUAUUUUUAAACAUUUUAAUGAAAUCCAAUUAUUGGUGAAUACUAGAUUUAGAAGUGUUCCUUUAACUAGCUUUGAUGCCGGACUUUCACAGAUGUGUUGAGUACAAGGUAGUUCUUACUGGUAAUGUAAUAUCCCAGAUCCGAAUACAGAUGAUCUGAAUGCAUCCUGUGGCAGGUAUAUCGCUGGAGUUAGGCAGAGCCCCAUUGACUUCAUUGGGAUCAUUGUGGAAUUGAGCAUUUGCCCAUUUAGUUCUGGACGUUUUACCUCUUUGGAAUGUAAACUUUGCAGCUGAUGGAGUGAACGUAACUUCACUUUGAACAUGGUAGCUGUUUUGCCAUGAACAACAAUAUUUAGAAUGAUUGGACCAUAAACUGCAGUAAGUCCAAAAAUAUCUUCUGUUAACAUGACUUUUCUGACUGCAAGGGUCAGGUUCUUGUUCAAAAAGAUACUGUUGACUUCUUGGAGUUUGUUAGCAGUGGUCCCAGAGUACCAUUUUUUGGCAUGUUUGCCACAUUGUGAUCUGGAUAGUAUGAGACUGUGCUGCUGUAAUAAUGGUCUGGGAUGUUCCUGGCAAACUCUGACAAGUCUCCAAAAUUCCAUAGACUCUGUAAGGACUUACACUAAAGGCUAUAUUGAUCUACAAUAUAAUGCCUGUUUUUCUAGCCUUCUUAAUAGGGCUGUAUGACAUAUAUUUGUCUUUGUGAAGCCUAGAUUUUUAGUUGCUUUUAUGUCUUUUUUUGGGGGCUUUUUGGUUCUUAUUUUUUGAACUUGUUCUUAAAACACAGAGGGGAUACAGCUGUAUCCGCUUGAAGGUCCAUACAGGCUAAUGAGACCAGAGUCCUUAUUAUUGAAAAAUUGCUCCUAUAUAAUUAACUACAAAUUAUUCAGGAUCUUAGUUUCACAUUUCACUGAAAAGACCUUAACAGUGGUUCAGUACUGCCAGAGAGGAAAGAUUGCUGCAUAAUGAAUGACCAACACUUCCUGGUGUUUUUCUUCAGAUGAGAUCACUGCCUGAUGCGAUAGGGCAACAGGCAGGUGAAGUUACAUUUUAUGUGUCUCUUGAUGAUGGACAAUGAAUGGAUGCAGAAUAAAAUCAAGUGGAAGGAGAAUAAAAUCAAAGUUAUGACAAAUCUUCUUUCAAUUCUAUCUGUAGCUGACUUAUUAGGCAUUUCUGAGAAAACAUGAUAGAAAAAUUGUCACUGUUCAAAAUCAUUCUGGACUGCACAAAGUUUUAUGUGUAAUUAGGUGGACAAGUGAUUGGAUUAUGAGGUAAUUUUUUUUUUUGGUAAUACCAGAAUGCAGUUUUCAUGUAACUUUCCAACAGAAUCACUGAUUUUAAUUUAUAAAGAUGUGGAUUUACAUAGCUUUAGCUUUCUGAAGAAUUUAUUGUGUGGAAAAAGUAUGGCUUUGGAGACCACGGUGUAAGAUUUGUCAUUCACUGUGGAUCACAUGAUGCAUUGUUAAUGGAGUCAGCAUGGUAUAUCACAGACUUUAAAAGUAGUGAUAGCUAUAUUCUACCAGGAGGUAAAAUUGUAUCCUUGGCCAACAGUGCCGUUAGUAAAACAUUUCAUGUGCUGAAUAGAACAUAGAGGAGAGGUAAAACAGAAUUCUGAAAACUUGGUUUCAAAAACCAGAAUAAAAUCGGAAAUUUGGAGUGUAUUUGAACAGUGGUGAAUCAAGGGAGUAUGUGGAGGGAAUCACUACCAAUGAAAACAAUGUUAAUUUUAUGACACUCAAUAAACAAUUUAACAGAAAUGUAAUUGUAAAUGUAGUAACAUUAUCCAGCUGUCAAAAUAUGACUUUUUUGUGUGUGUAUCGGUAUGUUUUUCUUUAAACAUUAUACUUUGGGAACGCAAAGGUUGAAAGAUAAACAAAGAUGACACCCUAAUCAUUCUAAAUUUUAUGUCCACAUUAUCUGGUAGAUGGAUUUUGACUAUUAAUUUGGUUUUGUAUGUUUUCUCUGUGUGAUAUUUGUGCAUUAUUAGAUGACUAGACUGGCCAAGGCAGACCUGUUACACUUGCCUGAGUUAGGCAUUGUUUGCCAUGCCACUAAACCUGCCGCCAAGUGAAACCUUCAAGGGGGAAAUGAGAUCGAAGUCUGGCCUGCUGAAGAUGGACGCCCUGUCUCUGUUUUUAUUUUAUUUUGCUUUCUUUCCUUUGUUUCUUUUUAUUUUAUUUUGUCCCUUUUUUUGUUUUGUUCUGUUAAAUCUCUUUCCCUUGUACUUGUGAACUGGUACUUCAGUUCUGUAAAAAUAAUGUUUUGUAAAGGGUUCACAGUGUUUCAUUUUGAAGUUGACAUGAAGCUGCUUAUGAAUGGUGGAUGGUAUGCACAGAAUUUAGAAUAUGAUUAAUUUUUAUGCCGUGAAUUUUGAAUAAAUUUCAUUUGGAAUACAUUUAAGCAUCUAAAUUCAACACAUUGAGCACAUUGUGUCAGAAGACAGGAAUAGUGAAAAAUAUGAGCUUUUUUCAUAACUUACGCUUUAUGAAUUUAUCUUGGAAAAAGACAGUUGAAAUUUUUAUUUCUGCAGAAAUUAACUUUACAAAGUAAAGUCAUGAUUUUUCUCUGCUGCAUUUCCUCUUCUCAGCAGAGUAGUUUUAUUUUAGGUUGCAUGGUCUGUUUAAAAGAAGGCUUACUAUUUAUGUCUAAUAUGAAGAAUUUAAAAUAAUUAUUUCUAAAAUACAACUUCUGUGAACAUUGAAUGUCAUGAAGUACUUGCUUGCUUCUGGUGAAACCUUGCUCCAGUGAGGUCAGUGGCAGUAAGAUUUCAUCUUUUUGUUCUUGUAAUUUUCAGAGAAAGCUGUUUACCACUCAUAAGUACAAAUGCAGCCUGAGGUUUUGGUUGGAAUGUUACGUGAGGCACAUUGUCUUUUAACACUGUUAUUUGUGGGAAGAUUGAAUCAGUUCUGUGUGUGUGUAUGUGUGUAUUGCACUUUGAUGUGCUUCAAUGGUAGUUAUUUCAAAAAGAGUUUGUUUAAGAAAAAAAAAAAUAGAAAAGAAGAAAACGAUGGCUUUUUGGUCACCUCACAAUCUCUGAAGCCCUGUCAGUUCCUGCUGGAGUGAUUGAGAAGGUUCUUAUCCCUGAAUGAUGUUUCUACUUCUUGUGAAAUGGAAGCUCUGAAACAGAGGUGGUGGACCAGGUGGUGUGUCAGGUUUUCAGGCAUUGCUCCUCCCAGCCAGCUGCACUGGGAUCAGUUGGUUUCACUCUGGUAACGCAUCGGGCUGUGCACUGCGGCUGGGAAGAGCUUUUCUUCAUGAUCUCUGUUGGAUUUAGCUGUGGCAGUUGAAGUAAUUGCCAAUAGGUGUAAUCACUUUAAUUUCUGCUGCUAAAUCCAAUAAGGAUAAUGAAUUGGAUCACACAAAAAUCAUUUAUUGUAAAUGUGCAUUUGCCAUUGAUUUAAAAUAGCAGGAAAAUAUUAAUUCCUUUUAUUAUUUUUAGAGCAGGUUUGAACUGUAAGUAUUUUUUAAAUUAGAAAACUUACUUAUUUCAGGAGCAGUUUUGGGGGGAGGAUUAACCAUGUAGUUCCAGUACAAAGACUAGGAAAUUAAUUUCUUUGGAACUCUCGGAGGGGGAUAAAAAUACUGUGAUUAAUACUUGUUUAAUGCAGGUACUUCAGUCAGCAUUUAGCAAAAUGGAUUCUGGUAUGGACUAGGUUGACAAAAGACUUUGAUACAAAAAUGUAAUUAUCAUAACUGAUAUUUAGGACAACUAUAGAUUUCCUAAGAAGCAUAAGGUGUCUCUAGGCAAUGCAGAACUAAUCUACAUCUGUUUCCAGAUACCUUUGCAAAGUGAAGAAUCAGUAAAUAGAUGAUCAUAGAAUCUCUACUUUGCUUCUAAGAAGUCUUUCUAAGGAUGUCAUAUAGAUGUGGCAUCUUUAUUUUGUCUGUUUCCCUUACUAGGAAAUAAACUUCAGUAUCUCAUUUCUGUUCAGCUUUUGAAUACCAUAAGUUUAAAAAGCAACACAGCUAAACUGAAGUGUCCUAUUUUUUUGUGUUAUAAACCACAUGUUUAUUGUGUCUUUAUGGGCUUGUAUGCCACUUAUAAAUACAUUCAUGGAGGUGAAACUCCAAAAUUUAGAGCCUGUAACUUUAAAGUUAUUUGGCCUCACAUGUUAUUUUGUUUUUCAAAACUAUCUGAAGAACAGGGAAGUAAAUUUGCAAAAUAUUUCAGGUUUGUUUCUUUCUUCUCCCCAACCCCUCCCAGUUUGUUAUAAAAUUUGACCUGGUCUUAGAAAACUGGAGAAGGAUCUUUUGAAAACACAGUAUCUUUGAAUACACAGGCAAAUUUUCAGGUUUCUCUCUGUAGAGAUAGACCCUUUCUCAUUCUUGAAUAGGAUAAGUGAAUCUCUUUGUCAUGGAACUGACCAGCUAGAUUUUUUAUUUAAAAUCAAACAUUACAUUGUUGAAGGACCAAAGUAUUCUAUAAAGAAUACUACUAACUUUACGAUAUUAUUCAUUGUUUGAACUACUAUAAUGAUGCAGUCAACUGAAAGUUUUUGGGGGAUUCCUUGAGCAUCAUUUGAGGAAGUUAAUAAUUCCAAUUCUUUCAGUAAGAUGACCCAUAUACUUAAAGUUUAGGCUUGUAUUUAAGUACCUUUCUGAACCGACUCAUUGUCUGUUUAGUUAUGUGCCUAACUCCAUUCCUAUUUAAAAGGGCUAAACACCUAAGCAUCUCUUAAGUUUAUCUGGUUAAGUGUAUAUUGAAUUGGCUAUAUGUAAGUGCAUACUUGAAUUAGGCAUAUACUUAUGUAUGUUACUGACCAAGGAUCUAAAUUAGAAUGUAGAUACACCAAUUUAGACACACGACAUUCCUACCAUUAGAUUUACUUGCACCAUGUCUCUUGAUCCUGUAGACACCUCCAUGAGUAUCCAGUUAAUUGCAAGAUGCUGGCUGUUCAUGAUAAGGUGUGAUGCAUUAGUUGUUUGAAAGCACUUAAGUAUUUUGUUUUGCAGAAUAACUGGUACAUAAUUCUAUGCCUAAUCUGCAUGCACAGCUACUGAGACUGUUAAUUCUAAAGCCUGUGAGCUACAUAUUAGGCACGAUGUGCAGCAAAGUACCUCAUACUCAUGAGCAGUCAGGCAAAUCAGGUGCACCUCUCAUUGCAUGCCUGGCUUCAAAAUGAGAUCUUGUAAAGAGUGAUGAACAUUGUGGUGGUGACUUGCAUGUGUUUUAAAAGCCCCGGAAGUCAUUAUUGCACAGUUAAUUCUUAGGUGCUAAUAAUUUUCCUAGUUUUCUCCUUUAGAUAGCAAAAUCAAGUGUUUUGUUACAUGUUAAUGAGCAAAAUGCCUCAAAAUUUAAAAUAAAUAAAAUCAAUGUAAAUAGGAAGCACGGGGGAAAAAAAUGGGUACUAUUAUUUUAUUUUUUUCUAUUCCACCUAUGCUACAUGCUACAUAAGUUUCAUUUAGAUUUGAUUUGCCCUUUGGUCGUACCCAGCUAUAACCUUGUCCUCGCUGCAGAUCUGUAGAACAGGUUUGCAAUACAUUUUUUCUUUUUUUUACAGAAGUAUGUUUCCCGUGGGGUCUAUUUGAACUCGUAUAGCUAAAACUGCACAGUGUUUUGAAACUUAUCUCAUGUUUUGCUUUUGGAUAAGAGUGCUUAUAUAUUCAUUAUAAAAUCCUGAAGUUGGGGGUUUAUAGCUAAAAUAUAUACAGUUUGAACCAAAGCAGUAAAAGCUACUGGCACAGUGUUUGUGUAUACCUUGACUUUUAAAACAAUGUUUAUAUAAAUUCAUUUACUUUAUUAAAGUGCGUGGGGUAAUACCAAAGGGCUCAGUUGGAUAGCAUAUAUAUAAUUACGUCAGUAAUUUUGAACAGAUCAUAGAUACCUAGUAUAAUUAGAACUUCUUUCUGUAGUUUUUCAGUUCAGUGUUUAGUGUUUGUACCAGUUUAAAUCCCUUUGCAUUUCAAAUUUAAUAUGUACAUUUAAUGGUAAUCAAUUAAAGUAUUUUGAUUUUUGAAGAAUUUUAGGGGUUCAUUUAGCAGUCUAAUUGUGACUAAAGUUGAAUGAAACCUACAUUUAAUUCAGAUUAGAUAUUACUUAAACAUUUAGCAUGACGUGGGAUUAUAAUCUGGUUGAAAUAGUAGGAAAUACAUAUUAGCUGAUUGGUUAUUAUUUUCUUCAGUCUCAGUAAAUUUAAGCUAUUUUAUCAAAGUUUCAGAUAAACUGAGGUGAUCUAGAAUGUAAGAGUACAAAUCUAAAUUUUUUCUGCCUUUCCCUCCUCCACCUCCAGCUUCACUUGUAGAUGUAUUAUGUGUAGUCACAGUAGUGCAGUAGUUUUUAUUUAAUUUUAUUUAUUUUUACAUCCAAAGUAGGUAGCACCAGAGGAAUAAUAAUACUUUUUAAAAAGCACUGAUUUCAGUUAGCACAUACUUUGUGGGUUUUUUGUUUUGUUUUGUUUUUUCUUUUACUGGUUUGGUUAUUUGCCAUUUCUGGGGAUUAAACUUUAAAAAAUGUUCUUCUUUUCUGUAUCUGAUGUUCUGUGUGCUAUUAGUGAUGCAGCCAACACGAACGGUUGUCAUGUGUAAAACAACUUUCGAUCACCGCGAAAACACCGCCCUGGGAAAGCGUCCAUGCUUGAUAUCGUUUGGUUCAUGAACAUUAAGUUUCCAGUACAGGUAAAAUCCCAGAUGAAGCCAAAGCCCUUUCUCUGUUGGCUCCUGCUCCUACUAUGACAAGCUUGAUGCCUGGUGCAGGGUUGCUUCCUAUACCUACACCAACCCCUUUGACUACACUCGGUGUUUCACUUGGCACUUUGGGAGCUAUACCAGCAGCAGCAUUGGACCCUAACAUUACAGCGCUGGGAGAAAUACCACAGCCACCGAUUAUGGGGAAUGUAGAUCCAUCCAAAAUUGAUGAAAUCAGGAGAACAGUCUAUGUUGGAAACUUGAAUUCCCAGACUACAACAGCAGAUCAACUCCUUGAAUUCUUUAAGCAAGUUGGAGAAGUCAAAUUUGUGCGAAUGGCAGGUGAUGAGACGCAACCAACACGAUUUGCUUUUGUGGAAUUUGCAGACCAGAAUUCUGUACCUCGAGCUCUUGCCUUUAAUGGCGUUAUGUUUGGAGACAGGCCGCUGAAAAUAAAUCACUCCAAUAAUGCAAUAGUGAAGCCUCCUGAAAUGACACCACAAGCUGCUGCUAAGGAACUAGAAGAAGUGAUGAAGAGAGUAAGGGAAGCCCAGUCUUUCAUAUCUGCUGCUAUUGAGCCAGAGUCUGGAAAGAGCAGUGAAAGAAAAGGCGGUCGAUCUCGUUCCCAUUCUCGUUCAGAAUCCAGGUCUAGCUCAAAAUCCCGAUCUAGAAGGAAAAGAUCCCACUCAAAACGCAGAAGUAGAUCUGGCAACAGAUCAGUCUCAAGGCACAAGGACAGACGCAGAUCCAGAAGUCCCCUGAAAAAACGGUCUAGAUCUAGGGAAAAGCGGAAAUCCCGAAGUCGCUCUCAUUCUCGGGACAAGAAAAGAGACAAAGAAAAGGUCAAGGAAAAAGAAAAGACCAAAGAAAAGGAGAGAGACCGAGACAAGGAGAAGGAGAGGGACCGAGACAAAGACAGGGAAAGAGAGCGAGAUAAAGAGAGAAACAGGGAGAAGGACAAAGAGAGAGAGCGAAACAAAGAUCGAGACAGAGUCAGAGACAAAGACAGAGAUAGAGAUAGAGACAGGGACAAGGAUAAGGACAAAGAUAGGGACAAGGACAGGGAAAAGGAGAAAGAUAAGGAGAAGGAAAGAGACAGGGAAGAGGUAGACCAGAACAAGGAAAAAGAAGAUAUUGAGAAAGAAGUAGACAAGGACAGAGAGAAGAGUAAGGACAAGGAGGCAGAUCAGGACAAAGGAGAGGACAAAGAAAAGGAAAAAGAUGGGGAUAAGGAGAAGGAACGAGACAGAGAAAAAGAGAGAGACGAUAAAAAGAAGAAAGAUAAGAGAUCCAGAACACCCCCAAGAAGCUAUAGCUCUUCAAGAAGAUCUCGUAGCUCCAGCAGAGAAAGGCGUAAAAGGAAGAGUAGAAGUCCCUCCAAGUCUCCUAAAACAUCCAAAGCAACAAAAAGAAAGUCUUCACGAACUCCUUCACCAAGAAGAAACAAGAAAGAAAAAAAAAGAGAAAGAGAUACAAAUAAUGAUAGAAGAGAAAGAGAACGUUCCACCUCCAAGAAAAAAAGUAGUAAAGAAAAGGAGGGAAAGGACAAACCUGACAAAAGCACUACUACUUUGAAGGACAAAGAUCACACUAAAGAAGAUCAGAAUUCAGAAUCUGACAAGGAGAUAGACAACAGAGACACACAAAGGACAGAUGAAGUCAAACUACAACAGAAUGGGAACUGUCAACUAAAUGAAGAAAACCUCUCAAUUAAAAUGGAAGGGGUUUAAAGCAAAGAAUGGACCUCUAAUUCAAAUAAGGAAUGAAACCCAAAGCUUUUUGUUUCCCAGAAUGAGGAAGAAAAUGUCCAAGCAAUCAACCUGAACGUGUUGAUAGUACUAGUAGCUCUUCCAAUUCUUGUGAUAGCUUUGUUGCUUCUUGCUGAAAAACAAGAGAGCACAAACCAGUAGUUAUACCAUGAAAAGGCAGUUGCCAUCAGAACUCUUCAUCUCUGAAAGUCCAUGCAUUUCUGUGAUGGCUGUACUUAUUUGUAAAAUGAUUUUUGUUGAGUUUUGCCAUAACCUGUUACAAAUAAGUAGAAACUGAAAGAUGUAAACCUGUACUACCCAAAAAAAAGCUGAAGAUAUGCAUUGAAGGUUGUUUAAAAUACUGCUUGUUGAGGAAUUUUGUAUUGUUUUACCUUGUGGGUUAGAAAAUCCACAAAAACUUCUAUGUGUACUGUUUGAUGUGCUUGAAAAUGGUGCAUAAAUAUACACACUUUCUUUUGUUGUAAAUGACAACUGUAGCUAAAGGGUUUUUAAAUAUAAAUGCAGUUUUACGGUUCUUAUGUUAAAUACCCACUGACAAGUAUGUUUUUCAUUUGCUCACUUCUUGAGAUUCUUGGGUUUUAUUAUUUAAAAGAAUUUCUUACUAAUAUCCCUAAAAUGAAUAUUUCUUUCAAAGUACUUGAGCAGUGCAUGCUACUUUUCUGUUCUUUAAAGGAAUAUUGCCAUGUUAUUGAUAAUAGGAUAUCUUACUGGGUUAUUUUGGGGAUGUUUUGUUUUGUUUUUCUUUGUCCUUUCAGAAGUGAGCACAUUUGUGUGAUAUUAUCAGAACUCACAGCUUUGUUUUGAGCUGUACUGCAGUGUUUCUGUUCAGGUGCAAAUAGUACAGGUGCCAUUAUGAAAAUUAAUUUUUCCUAUUUGUUUAAAAAAAUAUGGGAGCACAAGCAGAAGCUUUAGUGCCUUCUUAAAAUGUGGUAUUUUUUGGAAAUGUAUAUGUGCUAUUACUCAUUUUCAGCUAAAUCUUACAUGAUCUCUAUUGCUAUUUUGCCACCACCAUAUUGUAGACAAGAAUGCAAGUGAUUUGUCAGAACAGUUGUUGGAUUCACUUGUUAAAUACUAAAUCUCCAUUUUUACGUUUAUUUUUAGAAGAGAUUUAUAGGUGAAAGCAAAGAUGCAAUUUGGGGACCACCACUGUACAAAAAUAAUAGCUGAAUACAAAGCAUUUUGUGAUUACCUGAAUCAGAGGCAGCCCUCUAGGCAUUUAAUCUACAUUUGGAUGGCCUUAAUUGUUACCUCUCCAUCAUCCUCUCUGAUACCUGUUGGGUGAUACAAAAGGAAUUGUAUGCAAAGAAAUGGGGAUAAAUAAUUUAGGGAAAAAAAGUUGUAAUUUACACAGGAGUUAUAUGGUAGAGAUUCCUUUUUCAUUCUUUGGAGAAAAAGCAUAUAAGAAGAGAAGGACAAAGCAAAUAUUUUUGUCAAGAUAAAACAAGGUUUUUGUUCUCUCAGCUAAUUUAAUUGGUUACAUGAGAUUUCUUAAGAGUCAUACCUUUAAAACUUCCUUAUACCUAAAAUUGAGUAGAUUAUUUUUAAUACAAUUUAAUACAAUCAAAUGACUUAAUUGCCUUACCUCAUGGGAAGAGUUAUUUCUUUCAGUUAACAAAAAAAAGUUAUUUGCUUUCAAUUUGUUUUGCUUUUCCUUUGCGUAGUUAAUACUUAAAAAAGUAUUACAGGGAAUGAAAAAUUUGCCCAAUUCCUGAGAUAAUAAAACCCAGUUUGAUAGUUAAGCUGCUUAAUCACUCUUCAUUUUUGAUAGGAUUUAAUAUUCUUGCCACUGUGUACGUUUAAAACUAUAGAAAAUGCUUUACCAUGUAAAGUAUAGACAGUCAUUUUUGUGAUGUUUAAGCCUCAUGCUGUUGGCCGGUAAACAGCUUAUUCUGAUAAAAGAAUGACAAAUCUAUAUGCUUACAGGAAGACUGUAAAGGAUUGUGUCUUGCAACAACAGCUGUCUUAUUUAUGAUGUGUAAGUAGCAUAGAGCAAACAGAUUGUUUGUAUACUUGUUAUCUUUGGUACCAUUUCACUAAUAAAAUUGAGUAUUUUAGAGGGAA
Columba livia (rock pigeon) is the source of this 11192-nucleotide messenger RNA. It is a transcript of the gene SREK1, whose product is annotated as splicing regulatory glutamic acid and lysine rich protein 1. The coding region runs from base 7407 to 9092 and encodes 561 amino acids. Gene Ontology annotation, cellular component: nucleoplasm. Lineage: Eukaryota; Metazoa; Chordata; Aves; Columbiformes; Columbidae. The record is from RefSeq and is a predicted model, not a curated record. Gene Ontology annotation, molecular function: RNA binding. The transcript has 11 exons.